Sorghum bicolor (sorghum) is the source of this 1346-nucleotide messenger RNA. RefSeq names its product serine/threonine-protein kinase Aurora-2. The record is from RefSeq and is a predicted model, not a curated record. Gene Ontology annotation, molecular function: ATP binding; protein kinase activity. Gene Ontology annotation, biological process: mitotic spindle organization; regulation of cytokinesis; protein phosphorylation. The transcript has 9 exons. Gene Ontology annotation, cellular component: spindle midzone; chromosome passenger complex; spindle pole centrosome. Bases 172 to 1035 code for a protein of 287 amino acids. Lineage: Eukaryota; Viridiplantae; Streptophyta; Magnoliopsida; Poales; Poaceae.
GCCAGGCAGGCAGGAUUCGACCGUUGCGUUCUCCGCCCAAAUCUUAAGCCCCCACCCACUCCAGAUCGCCCCCCAAUUCCAAUUCCAAUUCCAAGCCUCUCCUCGCCUCGCCUCGCCGCUCCCCGCCCCCUCGCUUCCUCCCCCUCCGCGCCGCUCCUCCAGGCUCCAGCCAUGGCGAUCGCCAGCGAGGACAGGGCUUCAGCACAUGCGAAUGAGGAGAAGCGGUGGGUACUGUCUGAUUUUGAGAUUGGGAAGCCUCUUGGGAGGGGCAAGUUUGGGCAUGUUUAUCUUGCCAGAGAAAGGAGGAGUAGUCAGAUUGUGGCUUUGAAAGUUCUUUUCAAGAGCCAGCUCAAGCAAUCACAGGUCGAGCAUCAGCUGCGACGCGAAGUGGAGAUUCAAAGUCACCUUCGACACCCUAAUAUUCUUCGCCUGUAUGGGUACUUCUAUGAUCAGACCCGGGUAUACCUAAUCCUGGAAUAUGCUGCCAAGGGUGAACUGUACAAGGAACUGACUAGGUGCAAACAUUUUUCAGAGCGGCGUUCAGCGACCUAUAUCGCAUCACUGGCUAGAGCUUUGAUCUACCUUCAUGGCAAGCAUGUUAUCCACCGGGACAUUAAACCAGAGAAUCUUUUGAUUGGAGCCCAGGGUGAGAUCAAAAUUGCUGACUUCGGCUGGUCCGUGCAUACCUUCAACAGAAGACGGACUAUGUGCGGAACUCUGGAUUACCUGCCACCUGAAAUGGUGGAGAAGACAGAACAUGAUUACAAUGUCGACAUAUGGAGCCUGGGUAUUCUAUGCUAUGAGUUCCUUUACGGGGUCCCACCUUUUGAAGCUAAGGAGCACUCAGAGACAUACAGAAGGAUAGUGAAAGUUGACUUGAAGUUCCCACUGAAACCAUUCGUUUCACCCGCUGCGAAGGAUUUGAUUUCUCAAAUGCUGGUCAAGAACUCGGCGCACCGGCUUCCACUCCACAAGGUUCUUGAGCACCCGUGGAUCGUCCAGAACGCCGACCCUUCCGGCGUGUACAGAGGGUAGAACAACCACUAGCUGAAGGCUGCCUCCUCUGAGUACUCUCCUCCACUCUCCCCAAUUCGAGGGGAGUGCGAUUCUUUCGACUGUUGUUUAUUAUGGCUCUUGCCCUACCAACUAAGCUUCUAUCCCCCGAACUGUAUCUUGUAGCACCGUCUCUACGGGGAUAACAAGCAAUGUGGAUUAGCGUCUGUGCGAUGGGGCCGUGACCUUGUAUACGGCCAAUUGCCCUGUAUUAAUGUAGCAUUCAUGUUGAACAACCUUCUUACGCGUCUAUAUGAAUAUAUAUCUGUUCUAAGCCUUUCUGAAUCUUGAUA